Molecule: messenger RNA, 1323 nt
Organism: Onychostoma macrolepis
Lineage: Eukaryota; Metazoa; Chordata; Actinopteri; Cypriniformes; Cyprinidae
Gene: nmur1a
Product: neuromedin U receptor 1a
Exons: 2
Coding region: 1-1290 (429 amino acids)
Biological process (GO): G protein-coupled receptor signaling pathway
Cellular component (GO): plasma membrane
Molecular function (GO): neuromedin U receptor activity
Source: RefSeq, a predicted model, not a curated record
AUGAUUGCCAAACCCAACUGUUCUUCAACAGAUUUCUCUGCAUCAAGAUGCAUCCAAGAUCUAUUGUGCAACACAACUGUUGUGUUGAACCUUAGUGAGGUGGAAAUGGAAGAGUUUUGCCUCAACCAAGAUGAAUAUUUAGAGAAAUAUCUGGGGCCUAGACGUUCCCCAAUGUUUCUGCCUGUGUGCAUCACCUACCUGCUCAUCUUUUUGGUGGGAGCAGUGGGGAACAUUCUUACGUGCAUCGUUAUUGCUCGCAACAAGGUCAUGAGGACGCCCACCAACUUCUACCUGUUCAGUUUGGCGAUUUCAGACCUGCUGGUGCUUCUUCUGGGAAUGCCUUUGGAGCUCUACGAAAUGUGGAGUAACUAUCCAUUUCUUUUCGGCAAAGGUGGCUGCUACUUCAAGACCUUCCUCUUUGAGACCGUUUGCUUCGCCUCCAUCCUGAAUGUAACAGCACUGAGCGUGGAGCGCUACAUAGCUGUGGUCCAUCCGCUCAGGGCCAAAUACGUAGUUACGCGCACUCACGCCAAACGGGUAAUCUUGAGCGUGUGGAGCGUGUCUAUUUUGUGCGCCAUUCCCAACACCAGCCUCCACGGCAUUUUCACCCUCCCUCUUCCCAAAGGGAAAGGAUUAGGUGCCAUGUCUACCUCCGCCACCUGCAUGCUGGUCAAGCCACGCUGGAUGUACAACCUGAUCAUCCAAAUCACCACUCUGCUGUUUUUCCUCCUGCCCAUGUUGACCAUCAGCGUGCUGUAUUUGCUCAUCGGCAUGCAGCUAAAACGCGAAAAGAUGUUGCAGGUCCUGGAGGCAAAAGCCAGUCUGGGACAAGACAGCUCCUCUAAUGUGCGCAGUCAGCAGCAAAAAACACGUCGCCAGCAGGUCACUAAAAUGUUGUUUGUACUAGUGGUCAUGUUUGGCAUCUGUUGGGCUCCGUUCCACACCGAUCGACUCAUGUGGAGUUUCAUGGACCAGAAGAGCAGUGAGCACAUGAAGAUUUUCCAGAUCUAUGAAUACGUCCAUGUCAUCUCUGGGGUCUUCUUCUAUCUGAGCUCAGCAAUUAAUCCGAUUCUCUACAACCUCAUGUCCACCCGCUUCAGGGAGAUGUUUAAAGAGGUGAUGUGUCACCACAAAUGGCAUCCCGUCCCAAGAAAACGCUCUCUGAGCAUGACAAGGGUUACUGUACGCAGCACCCUGAGUGAUGUCCCACCCUGCAAUGGCACUGUAACUACUGAAGGAGAAGAUUAUGAUAUAGACGAAUGCCAGGAAAAUAAGACCAGCUUCUCCUAAGAAAUGAACUUGUCAUUGAUUGUCUGUGCUUGA